UGGCUUAUCUCGGUGCAGGAUGUGUGACCGAGCCGGGACCGCGGUGCCCUCGUCAGCAGCAGCAGGCCACGGUUCGCAGGUGUCCUGUGAAAGGCGGCAGGAGAAACUCACACAGAGGUGGUGCUAACAGCUGCCUAGGGCCAGGUGGGGGAACACAGACCCUGACCCUGGGAAAGCGGCGGAGGCACAGGCCUAAAGAAAAGCAUUCGGCAGCUACAAGGAAGGAGUAAUACAGCGGCUCGCAAACAGCGAAUGGGUGCGAGGUGUGUCCGGCUGUUGGUAUGGGAAUAUUGGCACCCUCGCUUACGGAGACCUUCCAAUUACUAUCCAUAUCUAGUAUAAAAGGAUUCCAGGGAUUUCCCCAAAACGUAAUCGAGAACUUUAUAAAUAAAGCAAAAGACUUGGAAGCGUCCGGCAGCGAAGCAGACGAGCCCUUUCGGGGGAUGGUUAAGGUUGUCAAAAUUAGCCCCCAUUUUCUUCGGCCGGCCAGCCUAUUCAGGGCCCCCGCCAUCAGACGAGGCCCUAAGCCGAGAAGCCCCUUACCGGCCUUUUUGGCUCUGGGGCGCCCCGGUCCCGUUCCUUCCGGAAAGGGGACUCUGAUUUCGGCACUGCCUAAGCGCCAUGGGGACAGCAGCGACUUGGAGAGUAAGAGGAGACAGGGACUGUCGAUGUGGCAAAGAGCGAUGGAGAAAAGCAGCCAAGGCAAGGAAGGGCUGGCAUUGCCCGUUAACCUGAAGGACAUCUCCAAACAAAACUGCGUCGCUGUUCCUUUCGUCCAGCGGGUGACAGAGGCAGGUUGCGAGACUGUGACAGUGCACAAUAAAUUGUGCUUUGGCCAGUGCAGCUCGUUGUAUAUUCCGCCUGGCGGGGAGUCCGCUGGAGCUGCGCCCGGCGGAAAUCAGCGCGCCCCUCCGUGCGCCCGCUGCGCCCCUUCGCGCUCCCGCUACGUGACGGUGCCGCUGCGUUGCCGAGGAACGACGCGGGAGCGCGAGAGGCGCGUGAUGAUCGUGGAGGAGUGCGCGUGCGAAACAGGUCUGGAGGAAGGUCCCGCGGAGGGGAUGGCGAUCCCAUACCUGAAACACUGACAUUCCUGAAUGAAGAGGGAUUUCUGUUAAUAAUGGUGGCUUACAAAAAAUUGGACCCACUACCAGUGCAGACACCUGAUAAACGUGCAUUAUCAGAAAUUAUUAUAUUAUUAUAAGAAAUGUAAAUGCCAGAAGACAUGGAAGCAAAAAGCUACCAUUUAAAUGUUCGCAGACACGUGACCCAAAAUAUUUGGCUCAUUAGAUUCUUCGUUAAACUCUGAUAACAAGUGGCCUGGCCCAUACUGUAAAUGUAGUGUCAUCCAAAUUGGAUGGUAUGUUGUACAAUGUCCAAUGUGGAGAUAAUUAAAACCUGUCUUUCUGUCAUUAACAAAAAGGCACACCACAACCUGCAAGCACUGCCCAGAACAGCUGCAGUACUUUAUCUCUUGCUGAAUCUAAUAUUUUCCAUCUUAUAUUGAUGUACCACUGUCAUUGUUGUCAGACAAUGUAGUUAAUUGCGAAUUAUAUAUCUGACUCAAAAUUGGCCUCUUCCCGUUGGCCCUAUUUUUGACAAAGGCAGAUGUUGCUGUGCAUUUGAGCAAUAAAACAUCCUUGUCCAAGAGAAUGCUUCUGUUCCACUUUCGACAAGACGGGAAACAGCCUGCAGAAGCCACGGUGGAUAUUGCAAAGUCAUUGAGACCUAUAGUAUCCAUAUUACUGCAGGAAAGCCAGUUGGCAGGCCAGAACAAAUACUGUUUUCUUACAAAAAGAUAAAGGUCAUCGGAAAAAAAACCAACCAUAACUGUCCAAAUAUAUGAGUCAUUUGGGAGCUGCCUAGAUGCUGGCUACUACUACACCACAUAAUCAUCCUUUUUUGUGGGGAUUCUCCUGGCUGUGGAAGUUGGAGGUGGGUAUGUUUCCUAGAUAAAUCGCUGCCCUAAUGCGGACGCGGAUUACAGUCGCCAUUAGCUAGCCGCUAAUGCUACCGGCUUGGCAGCGCUUCCUGCGACGCCCACUCCAUCUGGCUGUCAGAGCGGGCCGCAGUUUCCUAGCUAACUAUGAAACGCAUGAGUCAUCGCAGGUAGAAUGUAACCUCUCGAAAACAUGUGCAGAUUAAGAUACGCGGCAAUAUAUAAACCUAUACGCCGACGUAACCCUUCAUGCAGAGGUGCAAAAGACUCAAUUACCGAAAUAUACACUUCGCAUUUUACAGUUCAUGUUGCAUAUGCGCAGGCCAAGCACCUGAAUAUAAUUACUAGACCUCCUUCACUGCACCCAGCCGAAGCCUGGCAUCUGUUGUGACAUGACUGCAGUGCAGUCAAAGCUAAAUAUGAAGCUAAUGCGUCUAGCUACUGACAAAUGAAUGUGUUUAGCAGUUUCGCACUUGUCUAGUAUUGUACACACCUAAUAAGUGCCACCUGUUAGUCUGGCUAUGUGCCAGGGGUAAUUCGCAUGCAUUUUCCACUAUGCCAUGUGUCUGAGCUCUCAACAAAGGACACAGGUAGAAUUUCCUGAACAGAUUCCUGCUGGACAGUACAUUGAACUACUGGCACUGUGCAGCAAAAGCCGAAUAAAAUACGUUUUUGGCACUUUUUAAUGAAUCCCUCCCUUCCAGAAAAAUCUCCAGGAUAAAUGGUCCAGGUGCUUUAUUGAAAAUAUGUUUCCCCUUAGCGCUGAAUAUUACCGGGGGAAAAAAAAAAAUUAUCCACCACAGGAGCCCUUCGCAAAUUGGAAAAAAGCAGGACUUUUGCUAC
Brienomyrus brachyistius is the source of this 2779-nucleotide messenger RNA. It is a transcript of the gene dand5, whose product is annotated as DAN domain family, member 5. The record is from RefSeq and is a predicted model, not a curated record. NCBI's taxonomy places the organism in Eukaryota, Metazoa, Chordata, Actinopteri, Osteoglossiformes, Mormyridae. Bases 282 to 1085 code for a protein of 267 amino acids. The transcript is spliced from 5 exons.